AUGCUUCUUCUUACAGUAACCUCAACAACAUCUCCAAACUACCCCGUCGCAAAGCCCGGCUGCCUCGACCGAUGUGGUGACGUCAGCAUCCCGUACCCAUUCGGCACGACACCCGGCUGCUACCAGAGCGACAGCUUCAACAUCACCUGCAACCACACCAUCCCGUACCCAUUCGGCACGACACCCGGCUGCUACCACAGCGACAGCUUCAACAUCACCUGCAACCACACGUUCGAUCCCCCGAGACUCGUCUUCAAGAACAUGCCGAGGAGCGACAUUACCGAAAUAUCCCUCACGGGACAGCUCGUUCUCCUCCGGCAUGUCGCGCACGACUGCCACGACCGCAACCAGACCCGAACCUCGUACGCUCGCCCGUGGAUCAGGCUCCCGAGUCAACUCACGGUCAACAACACUGCCAACCGGUUCACGAUCGUCGGCUGCAACGCGUACGGUUACGUCUCUGGCCGUCGGCGGGUCAACCAGAACUACACGACGGGUUGCACGGCGAGGUGCAACGCAGUGGAUGACCUGGAGAGGGGCUCGUGCAUGGGGAUCGGCUGCUGCCAGACCUCGAUCCCACGGGACAUGCGGAGUGUCGUGCUGGAGCUGAGAAGUUAUGCCAACUACAGCUACGUGUGGGGGUUCAACAACUGCAGCUACGCUUUCGUGGCGGACGAGAGGGCGUUUCCGUCUUUUUCGCCCGAGAAUCGGACGAGCUUGAGGGGCGUGAAGAAGAUGCCGAUGGUGGUCGACUGGGCCAUAGGGAACGAAACUUGUGACGAGGCUCGGAGGAAUAUCACACGAUAUGCUUGCAAGAGCCGGGACUCAGAGUGUUACGAGCCGAUUAACGGUUCUGGUUAUCGUUGUUCCUGCAGGGAGGGCUACGAAGGAAAUCCGUACCUCGUGCAUGGUUGUCGAGAUGUAAACGAGUGUCUGAAUCCAACGCUAAACGUCUGCGAAAAGAGAUGUAUCAACACGCUCGGUGGCUUUCAUUGUGUGUGUCCGAAAUGGUACUAUGGCGAUGGAAGACAAGGUGGGAAAGGUUGCAUACGUGAUGGAUCGCUCGUCUACAAACUUGCUGCAGGUAUUGCUAUAGGAGUCAUAGGACUUUUACUCGCUGGUUGCUGGCUGCACUGGGAGGUCAAAAGAAGGAGACUGAUCAAGACGAGACGAAAGUUUUUCAUGCAAAACGGCGGCAUGCUGUUGCAGGAGAAACUCGUAGCUAAAGAAAGAUCGGCAUCCUCUUGCACGUCCCGAAUCUUCAGUUCAUCCGAGCUGAAAAAGGCUACCAAAAACUUCAACAGCAACAUGAUCAUAGGCCAAGGAGGCUACGGAACCGUCUACAAAGGCUUACUUCCCGAUAACCAAACAGUCGCCAUAAAAAAAUCCAAAUUAGAAGUUGACCCGAACCAAAUCGAGCAGUUCAUCAAUGAAGUAAUCAUUCUCACCCAAAUAAACCACCGAAAUGUCGUCAAGCUCCUCGGCUGCUGUCUCGAGAUGCGAGUGCCUCUGCUCGUUUAUGAGUUCGUGAACAACGGCACACUUUACGAACACUUACACGGCGGCAAGGACAAGGCGCGGGCCCUCUCGUGGGACGUUCGUCUUAAUAUAGCGAGGGAGACAGCUGGCGUGCUUUCGUACCUACACUCUUCAGCCUCGAUUCCGAUCAUACACAGGGAUGUGAAGUCGGCGAAUAUUCUUUUGGACCACACGUUCACGGCAAAAGUGUCCGAUUUUGGGGCCUCAAAACUCGUCCCGUUGGACCAUACACAGCUGUCGACAGUUGUCCAAGGGACGCUUGGUUAUUUAGACCCGGAGUACAUGCAGACAAAUCAGCUGACCGAGAAAAGUGACGUGUACAGCUUCGGGGUAGUGUUUGUCGAGCUUCUGACGGGGAUGAAGGCUUUGAGCCACGAUAGGCCGGAAGAGGAGAUGAACCUGGCGAAUUAUUUCCUUUCGUCGAUGAGGGCAAAUCGAAAUCGGUUGUUUGAAAUUGUUGCGGAUGAUAUCGUGAGGGAGGGAGAUAACGAGGAGCAGGUGACGAGAGUGGCCGAGCUGGCAAUGAGCUGUCUGAACGUGAGAGGGGAAGAUCGGCCGAGUAUGAAGGUGGUGGCGAUGGAAUUGGAAGGGUUGGUUAGAGUCGGAGGAACGCAGCCGUGGGUCGAGCCUAAGGGAUAUGAUACCGAGUCUUUGGUUGGUGAUGGAUUUAAUAGCUUUGAGGAUUUCGAUGUUCUGGCGAUUCAGACAUUGUGA
Striga hermonthica is the source of this 2253-nucleotide messenger RNA. The record is from the annotation of a GenBank genome assembly. Lineage: Eukaryota; Viridiplantae; Streptophyta; Magnoliopsida; Lamiales; Orobanchaceae.